AUGCACCCUAUAAAUAUAUCUUUCUGGGAUUAUCUAUCAAUAAGGACAUUUACAUAACUAUAGAUAAAAGAUAUUAAUCGAAUCUAUGGGUGUAAUUUUUGGCCUCAUCACUUCUAUGGACGUAACCUAUGGGCAUAACCUAGCGAAGUUUUUUUAAUAACCAUCAUUAAGAAUUUAAAAAACUUAGACAAUAUAAUGAAUUUAAUUAAAAAAAUAAGUGCAAAUGGAAAGCAAACCAUCAAACGACACUUUUAUACUCCAAAGUUGAAUAAAUAUCCUGAUUUAGAUUUCGAUUAUUUGUGCAGUGCAAGUAAUUGUGAAGAGAUUUUAAAUAACAUCACUAGAAGAAAAGGUGUUGGUGAUAUACAUUCAGUGCAAAAAUUUAAGAAACAACUUGAAAAUAGUAAAAAUGCUACUGAUCACGAUAAACUGAAGCAACUGUUAUACACUGAAGCUUUGAAAAUCCCAAAUAGAACUCACCCUGACGUUUUAAAAUAUACAACUGACAUUAAUAUUGUACGAUUUAUAAACCAGAAAAAGAACUUCGACUUUCAUCCACAAGAAUUCCAUGAAAUAUCAAAAAAAUUAAACCUAGUUCGUACUGACCAAUUAGGAAAUUUGUCAGGAAACAGAAGUUACUAUGUUCUUGGUGAAAUGGCAGAAUUAGAACAAGCACUAAUCAAUUACACAGUCAAUAAGUUAUUUGAAAAAGGUUUUCAACUUAUGUCUGUUCCAGAUAUACUUCAUAGGAAUAUCAUUGAAAAUUGUGGCAUGAAUACAAAAGGAGAGCGUAACCAAGUUUAUUUACUGGACCAGAAACUUUAUGGACCCGAUUUUUGUUUAGCAGGGACAUCUGAAAUGUCUUUAGCAGGAUUUUUAAUGAAUAAAACCUUUUCUAGAAGAGAAUUACCAACAAAAUUAGCAGCAGUAAGUCGAUGCUACCGAGCUGAAACCUCAAGCACUUCAGAAGAAAGAGGCAUUUAUAGGGUUCACGAGUUUACAAAAGUUGAAAUGUUUGUCAUUUCAACGCCUGAAUCGUCAGAAGAUCAUUUAGAAGAAUUAAUUACAAUUGAGCAAGAUUUAUUUGGAGAUAUGGGUCUUUACUUGAGGGUUUUAGACAUGCCUCCGCAUGAACUGGGGGCUCCAGCAUACAGGAAAUACGAUAUUGAAGCGUGGUUACCUGGACGAAAAAUUUUUGGAGAAAUUUCAAGUUGUAGCAAUUGCACUGACUACCAAUCAAGGAGGUUGAAUAUCAAAUAUUCAAGCGAUAACGACCUUCGUUAUGUACACACUUUAAAUGGAACAGCAUGUGCUAUACCAAGGAUGCUCAUUGCCCUCACCGAGACUUACCAGACUGAGAAGGGUUCAAUUGAGGUACCAAACGUCUUACAAAAAUAUAUGAACAAUAAAAUGGCUAUUGGAAGACAGAAAACGAUUCCAGAACUCAAAUUAGUAAAAAAUAAAAAAGAGAAGUAGUUUAUAUUUUAUUAAUUGUA
Molecule: messenger RNA, 1496 nt
Organism: Agrilus planipennis (emerald ash borer)
Lineage: Eukaryota; Metazoa; Arthropoda; Insecta; Coleoptera; Buprestidae
Gene: SerRS-m
Product: serine--tRNA ligase, mitochondrial
Exons: 3
Coding region: 196-1476 (426 amino acids)
Biological process (GO): mitochondrial seryl-tRNA aminoacylation
Cellular component (GO): mitochondrion
Molecular function (GO): tRNA binding; ATP binding; serine-tRNA ligase activity
Source: RefSeq, a predicted model, not a curated record